Messenger RNA from Impatiens glandulifera, 486 nucleotides. RefSeq lists its product as uncharacterized. The transcript is spliced from 3 exons. NCBI's taxonomy places the organism in Eukaryota, Viridiplantae, Streptophyta, Magnoliopsida, Ericales, Balsaminaceae. Gene Ontology annotation, biological process: xylem development. The record is from RefSeq and is a predicted model, not a curated record. The coding region runs from base 8 to 457 and encodes 149 amino acids.
UCAAACGAUGGUGGGAAACUCAUCAGAUGAUGAACAAUAUUAUUCCGAUUACGAGGAUGAUGAUCAGAAGGAAGAAGAAAGUGGGUGGACUUCUUAUUUGAUAGAGUUUGAAAUUAUGAACCAACGGGAAAGAGAAUCCAAGGAGAAGAUGGUCAUGAUCAAUAAUAGUACUACUGAAUCAUCAGGAAUAAUUAGCUCUGAAAAGUUGAUCAAAAAUGGUGACAUGAACAAUCAAUUAUCAACACCAAGACCGAAGAAAUUGAAGAGUAGAAAAGUUUCUGACUUUGAAGACCCCUUUGAAGAUACUGCCACAUCUCCACAUAGUAGUCCCAAGAUGGAGAGUUUUAUGGAGACAAAGAUGAAACCUUGGAGCAGAGAUAAUGAUAAAACUGGAAGCCCUCUGGGUAAAGGAGAUCGUUGGUAUUUCCAUGAAGAUGAAGAACGGAGGAGAAGAUGAUAUUGUAGUAUUAAAGUUGAUGAUGGAGC